UCCUACUUUGAGAACUCGGCAAGAUCCACGGCAAUUAACUCCUCUGGCUCUUAGAAAAUUCUGGCUCUAAAUCAGAGAUAAACUCACAAGCAAAGCACCAGUGCAUGCAGCAUUACCGGAAUGAAUCUGAAAGUUGGGGACAAAUUCUGCAGGAGCCUCUUUCAAAACACCAUCAAAGAACUGGGGCUCCAGGAUCGCUAAGAGAUGGGCCUAGCAGUCACAGCGGCAGGAAAAGCGCGGGCCAAUUUGGAAAUGGGCAGGGCCAGGGAUUGUCGGGCAGACCGAACCGGCCACCUGGUGUGAAGUAACUUCCUUUUUCACUUUUGACCGUUUCUCUUUGGAAUAGCAGCAUCUCGACCGCAUCGCAACACCCGGCUACAAGCCUGGAGGCCUCCCAGCUGACGUAGGGAGCGUCCGCUGGGUCGCGAGCUGGAGCGGGGAGCGCAAGCGGCUGGGAGGAGCGGCGGGCGGGGGUAGGGGGCCACACGCCGGCGCAUUGCAGUCACGGGGCGGGUCUGGAGGCGGUGGAUUGUGGUUCCGGUUCCGUCGCGGAGACACGUGAAGGUCGGUGAGUUGCUGCGGAGUUCCUCUCGGCACGCGUGGCGGCGCUGGGAUGGAUGCCUCCUCGUCUUCGUCCGCGGCGGGUUUGGGCUCGGUGGACCCACAGCUGCAGCAUUUCAUCGAGGUGGAGACUCAGAAGCAGCGCUUCCAGCAGCUGGUGCACCAGAUGACGGAACUUUGUUGGCAGGAAAAGUGCAUGGACAAGCCUGGGCCAAAGUUGGAUAGUCGGGCUGAGGCCUGUUUUGUGAACUGCGUUGAGCGCUUCAUUGAUACAAGCCAGUUCAUCUUGAAUCGACUGGAACAGACCCAGAAAACCAAGCCAGUUUUCUCAGAAAGCCUUUCUGACUGAUCUCAGCAUUACCUCUUUGGAAAAGGAAGGUAGUCCAAGAAAUGAAGAGCUGUUGAUGGGAUAGUUGAAGAAAAGGCUAUGGGGGGAUUGGCUCCCACCUUUGUCACUCUUGGGACAUCCUGUCAUCUGAGAAUGAACAAAGACCAGUUUUGUGUGUGUGUGUAUGUGUGUGUGUGUGUGUGUGUGUGUGCGUGCGCGCGCGUGCACGCUUUGAGGGACAUGUGUAUUUGGCUGUGUUUUUUAAUGCUAAUCUUGUGAAAACAAUUGACAGAUGAAUGGAAAACUCUACUAGAUGCAUAUUACUGUAUGUGGGACUGUGCUUUCUCAAAGUCCCAUUAAUUGCUCUCUAUAAUUUUGACAGUGGAACUGCUUUCUCUAAUUUGAUAGUGGGACCACAUAGGUACAACCUGUCAUUUGCAUGGAUUCAUUUAGGAUUUCUGGGGAGAUUGUUAUACAUCUUUGUGUCUCUCAGAAAGGGCAGCAAUGAGCAAAGGGUAAUUUGCUACUUAACUGUAGGCCUCCUUAUCUAGUGUUUUGACUAUCAGUGUUGGAAAAAAAAUCGAUGGGAUAUUCAUACAAUACACUUCAGCUUUCUAGAUAAUCUCCCCUAUGCUGUGAUUUACUUAAAUAUAUAAAGGUAUGGUCUCAAGGUAGUACAGGUAGCUUGAGUGUCUAGAGGCCUUUGGUUAUAAAGGAAUGUAGCCAGUGAGCAUAAUACUCAUUACUAAACUGCCACAAGGAAGAAGCUUACUGACGCUGUAUAUCAGGGUUGAAAAAAUUCAAAGAUGUGCCUAAGUAGGUUGUAAAGAUUUAGGCCAGUCAAGAACUAACAGCAGUUUCAGGUAGAGGUGCAUGUCUAAUGUUAAUCAGUAUAGGUUCCAUUGAUUGCAUCUUUUUAAUCACUGAAAUAAAAGCUUCUACAAAAUUAAA
Lynx canadensis (Canada lynx) is the source of this 1840-nucleotide messenger RNA. It is a transcript of the gene TIMM8A, whose product is annotated as translocase of inner mitochondrial membrane 8A. The transcript is spliced from 2 exons. NCBI's taxonomy places the organism in Eukaryota, Metazoa, Chordata, Mammalia, Carnivora, Felidae. The coding region runs from base 614 to 910 and encodes 98 amino acids. The record is from RefSeq and is a predicted model, not a curated record.